CGGAGGGGUAACAAGAUGGUAACUGAGAUGGUGGAGCUCCAUAAGCUGAAGCUUGCUAAACUAAAGCAAGAAUGUCUUGCUUGUGGUUUGGAGACCAAGGGAAUAAAGCAAGAUCUUAUCCACAGACUCCAGGCGUAUCUUGAAGAACAUGCUGAAGAGGAGGCAAAUGAAGAUGUACUAGGAGAUGAAACAGAAGAAGAAACAAACCCCUUGUCAAAUAGGAAGAACCCCCUGAAAAAAACUGUUGAUGUGGCAGCAGAGAAGAAAGUGGUGAAAAUUACAUCUGAAAUACCACAGGCUGAGAGAAUGCAGAAGAGGGCUGAACAAUUCAGUGUACCUGUGAGCUUGGAGAGUAAGAAAGCUGCUCAGGCAGCUAGGUUUGGGAUUUCUUCAGUUCCAACAAAAGUCUGUCAUCUGAACACACCUAUGGUUAACUUGGAUAAGCCGAAGGAAAGAGCUCAAAGAUUUGGUUUGAAUGUCUCUUCAAUCUCCAGAAAGUCUGAAGAUGAUGAGAAACUGAAAAAGAGGAAGGAGCGAUUUGGGAUUGUCACAAGUUCAGCUGGAACUGGAACCACAGAGGAUACAGAGGCAAAGAAGAGGAAAAGAGCAGAGCGCUUUGGCAUUGCCUGA
This is a messenger RNA of Gorilla gorilla gorilla (western lowland gorilla), 630 nucleotides long. Its product is annotated as SAP domain-containing ribonucleoprotein-like. The record is from RefSeq and is a predicted model, not a curated record. Lineage: Eukaryota; Metazoa; Chordata; Mammalia; Primates; Hominidae. Gene Ontology annotation, cellular component: nucleus. The transcript has a single exon. The coding region runs from base 16 to 630 and encodes 204 amino acids. Gene Ontology annotation, biological process: poly(A)+ mRNA export from nucleus.